Molecule: messenger RNA, 2110 nt
Organism: Hibiscus syriacus
Lineage: Eukaryota; Viridiplantae; Streptophyta; Magnoliopsida; Malvales; Malvaceae
Product: transcription factor VOZ1-like
Exons: 7
Coding region: 16-1677 (553 amino acids)
Biological process (GO): positive regulation of long-day photoperiodism, flowering; regulation of DNA-templated transcription
Molecular function (GO): RNA binding
Source: RefSeq, a predicted model, not a curated record
UAAACUGAAAUCGAAAUGCCUAAUCCUUAUUUAACUGUUCUGGUCCUCAACCUUUCUUCUUCAGUAACUCUCGGAGACCUCAAUGCAUAUUUCUCUAACUGUGGCCAUGUCGAGAAAAUCCAGCUUCUGGGUGGGAAUAGAGACCAAUCACAGUCAGCUCUGAUAUCUUUUAGGCAGCCAUAUGCUUAUCAAACAGCUCUUCUCCUUAAUAAUGCUAUUUUUGCAGGCCGACAAAUUCGAGUUCUGCCGAAGAAUGAUGCUGCGGAUCCUCCGGUCUCAUAUAGAACAAUUCCUAUUGUUUCCGAGGGUUUUGGUGUUAGAGGGACAAUGCAGAAUAAUUCAUCAAAGAGCAAAUGUACAUCUGCCUGUCACCAAUUGAUGGUGGACAAUGCCAAGAACCGACUAAAUUUUCUCCAAGAACAGUUCAGCGGUCUUCAAGCCGCUAGGAAGGAAGGUCGAGCCGGUGAUGUUGCAGUGUUAGAGGAGCAAGUUUAUCAGAACCUUCGUGAGUGGAAAGCUGAGCUCUGCACACCAUCCCAGGCCUCAUCUUUAUUGGAUAGUCUUGGAUCGUUUUCUCAUGAUAUAAACCGAUUGUUGCAAAUUUACGAGGAAGAAGAUGAUGCCACAAGUGCAUUAAAGGAACCACCAGUGCUGAAGCCUGAGGUUGAUGAUCAAAGCCUAAAUCCGGGUAAUUUACCUCUAUUUCCAGAGGACUAUUUUGUGAAUCAUGAGCCACCAGAACAAUCAUUUCAAGGGUUUGAUUUAUGUAAAGUUUCUACCUCAGCUAAUGCUGACAUGAAUUAUCAAUUGGAUUAUCAUACAUUUGAUUUACAACAAGAGUUUGACCAUGGGCUUCCCAUUGGUGCCAAUGCGACUGAAGAUUAUGUGAAGGAUGCUAGCCCCAACAUACUGUCGAAUAUCUCUCCUCCACCAUCUGCUUUCAUGGGGCCGAAGUGUGCUCUCUGGGAUUGUACAAGGCCGGCCCAAGGAUCUGACUGGUAUCAUGACUACUGUAGCAGUUUUCAUGCUACCCUAGCUGUGAAUGAAGACCCCCCUGGCACAACUCCAAUUCUACGCCCUGGUGGAAUUAGCUUAAAGGAUAAUUUACUACUUGAUGCAGUUCGAGCAAAGGCACAGGGUAAGAACGUUGGCAUUCCUCAAUGUGAAGGUGCUGCUACCAUGAAAUCACCUUGGAAUGCUACAGAGCUUUUUGAUCUUUCUUUACUUGAGGGUGAAAUAAUAAGGGAGUGGCUCUUCUUUGAUAAGCCUAGGAGGGCAUUUGAGAGUGGAAACAGAAAGCAGAGGUCGUUACCAGAUUACUCUGGACGUGGUUGGCAUGAAUCAAGGAAGCAGGUGAUGAAGGAAUUUGAGGGCCAGAAGAGGUCAUACUACAUGGACCCUCAACCGGCUGGGAAAUAUGAAUGGCACUUGUUUGAAUAUGAGAUCUAUGGCUGUAAUGCUUUUGCUUUAUAUAGACUGGAGCUGAAGCUUGUCAAUCAAAAGAAAAGUCCGAAAGUGAAAGUUCCUAAGGAUUCGCUCGCCGAUCUGCAGAAGAAAAUGGGAAGGCUUACUGCUGAAGUUCCUGGAGAUGGCAAAUCUCCUGGUAAGGGCAAGACGAAGGUCAACAAGAAAGUUGCCGCCGAAAUUGCUGAUUCGGCUCAAGACGGACAAGCUUGAAUUAUGGUUCUAAUGUUCCAAACAGCAGAAAAUUGACUAGUUUGUUGUGCAUUUGGAAUCUAAACAUCAAGCUAGCUUUAGUUGGUCUAUAGAUAGAGAUCAAAUAUUGCGAAGCCAUUUUCUGAAAUUACUUUUUCUUUAAAUCCUUCUUCGGUUGCUGCUUGGUGACUUCUAUUCUACAAGGGAGCAUCUGGUGCAUCACUCCAUAAACUAGAAUAUGGAAUAUACUGUUUAACUGCUUAUAGAUGGUGUUUCGUGUACAGAGCAAGUUAGAAACUUCUAUCAUAUUAAACUCGGGAGGUAAAUGGUAAUUGUAGAUGAAAAAAGUUCCAUAGGGAGACAUAUUGAAUUCUCCCUAAUGGUACUGCAUUGUUUUAUCUUCCUAAUGGUGUUUGCAUUUUUAAGUUUAUUAUGUGGUGGUUGUUUGGACUUC